Hippocampus zosterae (dwarf seahorse) is the source of this 1436-nucleotide messenger RNA. RefSeq names its product C-X-C chemokine receptor type 4-like. The transcript has 4 exons. Lineage: Eukaryota; Metazoa; Chordata; Actinopteri; Syngnathiformes; Syngnathidae. Gene Ontology annotation, biological process: immune response; brain development; neurogenesis. Bases 141 to 1244 code for a protein of 367 amino acids. Gene Ontology annotation, cellular component: membrane. The record is from RefSeq and is a predicted model, not a curated record. Gene Ontology annotation, molecular function: G protein-coupled receptor activity.
CAGCACCUGACGCCUCGGAAAACAGGAAAAGCGUUUCAGCGCGGAUUGGUCGGAACCUUUUGAGGGAGGAGCGCCGGCGGACUUAAAUAACCCCCGGCCGCCGGCGUCCCAACCUCACCGGGUGGAGAAACGAGUCCAUCAUGUCGUACUACGAGCAUUUCCUCUUAGAUUACGAAUACAACGACAGCAGUUCUGGCUCGGGUUCCGGCGACGUCGGGGCGGAUCUGGAGGAGCCCUGCCAGGUGGAGCACGUGAUGACCUCGGACUUCCAGCAGGUCUUUUUACCCGUGGUCUACGCCCUCAUCUUCCUCCUGGGCAUCACCGGCAACGCUUUGGUGGUCUUCGUGUUGGGCUGCCAGCGUAGGUCCAAAUCCAGCCUCACCGACCGCUACCGACUGCACCUGUCGGCCGCCGAUCUCCUCUUUGUCCUGGCGCUUCCGUUCUGGGCGGCGGACGCGGCGCUGGCCGACUGGCGCUUCGGCGCGGUCGCCUGCGUCGGCGUGCACGUCAUCUACACGGUCAACUUGUACGGCAGCGUGCUCAUCUUGGCCUUCAUCAGUCUGGACCGCUACCUGGCGGUGGUCCGAGCCACGGACACCAACGCGGGGGGCCUGAGGCAGAUGCUGGCGCACCGACUGGUCUACGCGGGCGCCUGGUUGCCCGCCGGCUUGCUGGCCGUUCCCGACUUGAUCUUUGCCCGAACUCAAGAAGGAGGCGAUGGAAGCACCCUGUGCCAGAGGUUUUACCCGGCGGAAAAGGCUCCUCUCUGGGUGGCGGUCUUUCACCUGCAGCUGGUCCUGGUGGGCCUGCUGAUCCCGGGCCUGGUGCUCCUAGUGUGCUACUGCGUCAUCGUCACCAGGCUGACCCGGGGACCCCUCGGGGGCCAAAGGCAGAAGCGGCGAGCGGUGCGGACCACCGUCGCCCUGGUGCUCUGCUUCUUCGUGUGCUGGCUUCCCUACGGCGCCGGCAUCUCCGCGGACGCCUUGCUGCGUUUGGAGGUUCUGCCCCGCGGCUGCCGCCUGGAGGCCGUUUUGGGGGUGUGGCUGGCGGUGGCCGAGCCCUUGGCGUUCGCGCACUGCUGCUUGAACCCGCUGCUGUACGCUUUCCUGGGGGCGGGGUUCAAAAAUUCCGCCCGCAGAGCCUUGACCUUGAGCCGGGUCUCCAGUUUGAAGGUUUUACCCCGACGGCGCAACGGGGCCUCCACAACCACGGAGUCCGAGUCGUCCAGUUUGCAUUCUAGCUAGGGCUAACUUAUCCUGUGUGUGUGUGUGUGUGGGCGUGUGUGUGUGUGUAACAGAAAUAAUCGGAGAAUUUAAUGAUCAGUCUGCUGGCAGUCUUCUCUCAAUUCUCAUGUAAAUAUUUUUUUCACGGAUUUCUUGUGGGUGCUGCUGUGUUUUCCCUGUGCUGGAACGGUGGAUAAUAAACAUGGAGAAAAA